This is a messenger RNA of Quercus lobata, 2481 nucleotides long. It is a transcript of the gene NQR, whose product is annotated as ARP protein (REF). Gene Ontology annotation, cellular component: mitochondrion. Gene Ontology annotation, molecular function: oxidoreductase activity. The transcript is spliced from 18 exons. NCBI's taxonomy places the organism in Eukaryota, Viridiplantae, Streptophyta, Magnoliopsida, Fagales, Fagaceae. Bases 144 to 2048 code for a protein of 634 amino acids. The record is from RefSeq and is a predicted model, not a curated record.
CACAGACAAACCCCACACGUUCUCUUCUAUAAAAAAAAAAAAAAAUAGUCUCUGCUAAUCUCAUCUCUGCCUCUCUGUUCUGUUUUUCUCUCUCGCUCUAUUGCUCUGCUAUUGCUACCAUUACCAACCACAUCAACAAAAAAAUGGAGCUCAAACCUGGUCUUUCAGCUCUCGUUACCGGUGGAGCCUCUGGAAUUGGUAAAGCGCUUAGCCUUGCUCUUGCAAAGAAGGGAAUAUUUGUGACAGUUGUUGAUCUCUCAGAAGAAAAUGGAAGGCAAAUAGCAUCCCUAGCUGAAAAGGAGAGUGCCAAGUUCCACUCCAACUUAGAAUUUCCAUCUGCUAUCUUUGUAAAAUGCGAUGUGAGCAACACGAGAGAAACAGCUGCUGCUUUUGAUAAGCACUUAGCGACUUAUGGAGGAUUGGACAUCUGUAUUAACUGUGCUGGAAUUAGUACUCCUAUUCCAUUUUACCAGGAUAAAACUGAUGGCACUCAUUCAUGGAGACACACUGUUAAUGUGAACCUGAUUGCAGUUAUUGAUUGCACUCACCGUGCGAUUAAGGCCAUGGAAUCUGCACAAAAGCCUGGUGUAAUUAUAAAUAUGGGAUCUGCUUCUGGUCUUUAUCCAAUGUACGCUGACCCUAUCUACUCUGGUUCAAAAGGUGGUGUUGUUCUGUUUACUAGAUCACUUGUACCCUACAAGCGUAAAGGGAUUCGCGUCAAUGUGCUUUGCCCUGAGUUUGUUCAAACUGAGAUGGGCUUAAAAAUUGAUUCUAAAUUUGUUGGCAAGAUGGGGGGCUUUCUUCCGAUGGAAAUGGUGGUGAAAGGUACUUUUGAGCUUAUCACUGAUGAAAGUAGAGCUGGUUCGUGCCUGUGGAUUACCAAUCGCAGAGGCAUGGAAUAUUGGCCUGGUCCUCUGGAAGAAGCAAAGUACUUGCUGCCUUCUUCAAAAUCUAAGAAAAGUUUUCCAUUCAAAGUUGCAUCAAAUUUCCAACUUCCUCAUAGUUUUGAGAAAAUAGUUGUUCACACCUUAAGUCACAAUUUUCGUAAUGCCACCCGCAUUGUGAGCACGCCAUUAAGAUUGCCUAUAAAACCACAUCAUGUUCUUGUGAAAAUCAUUUAUGCUGGUGUAAAUGCUAGUGAUGUAAAUUUCAGCUCAGGGAGUUAUUUCAGUGGCUCAGAUAAAGGCCAAAGCUCCAAUCUUCCCUUUGAUGCUGGCUUUGAGGCUGUGGGAAUAAUUGCUGCAGUUGGAGACAAUGUAACUGACUUGAAAAUUGGCACUCCUGCUGCAGUCAUGACUUUUGGAAGUUAUGCUGAAUUCAUAAUGGUUCCUUCAAAACAUGUACUCCCAGUGGCGAGACCAGAUCCAGAAGUUGUUGCCAUGCUUACUUCAGGAUUAACAGCAUCAAUUGCUCUAGAAAAGGCUGGACAAAUGGAAUCUAGAAAAGUUGUUCUUGUGACAGCUGCUGCCGGAGGGACAGGUCAAUUCGCAGUCCAGCUUGCAAAAUUAGCUGGAAAUACAGUGGUUGCAACUUGUGGAGGUGAGGAAAAGGCCAUGCUAUUGAAAAAUUUGGGAGUUGAUCGGGUGAUAGACUAUAGAGCAGAAGACAUUAAAACUGUUUUGAAGAAUGAAUUUCCCAAAGGUCUUGAUAUCAUCUAUGAGUCUGUGGGUGGUGACAUGUUCAACCUGUGCUUGAAUGCUUUGGCAGUCUAUGGUCGACUUAUUGUAAUUGGAAUGAUAUCUCAGUAUCAAGGGGAGCAUGGAUGGAAGCCAUCAAAUUAUACUGGACUAUGUGAGAAGAUUUUGGCUAAAAGCCAAACUGUGGCUGGUUUUUUCCUGGUACAAUACAGUCACUUGUGGCAAGAACAUCUGGACAGACUAUUUAAUCUUUUCUCUAUGGGAAAGCUGAAGGUUGCUGUGGACCCAAAAAGAUUUUUGGGCCUCCAUGCUGUUGCAGAUGCUGUUGAAUAUCUACAUUCAGGCAAAAGUGUAGGCAAGGUUGUUGUUUGCAUUGAUCCAUCCUUCAGUCAACAAAUGGCGAAAUUGUAAGCAAGUGUUGUCAAAAUAUCUCAGAUAUAAUUUUCAUCAACUUUUGAACAAUAAAAUGUCAGUGUGAAAAAAGAAGAUUGUGGGCUAGCAAUAUAUACUGCUGUUAUCUGAUGGAGCUAGUCUCAACAGUAAUGAUACUUAAGAAGGCACUGUUGAUAACAUCUUGAGCUUGUUUCAUAUCAUUUUGUCAUUUAUUGUGAGUUACUGUUGGACAAAAGCAAAAUAGAAUAGAAAAUAAUAGUACUAUGAAAAGCUUUGGUGCAAGUUUUGGUCCAUAUAAGAUCCAAAUCCUUUCUGUUGUAUAUAUACUUUCUAAUAAUGUUCACUGCCCUUUCUAUUUAUCAAACGAUGAAUAAGAUGUAACAGAAAUUCAAGGCUCUUGAUUAUGUAAGGAAUUCCAAGGUUAUUUAAAUUAGCCCAAGCUUUAUAUAUU